Astyanax mexicanus (Mexican tetra) is the source of this 1427-nucleotide messenger RNA. It is a transcript of the gene c17h17orf97, whose product is annotated as chromosome 17 C17orf97 homolog. The transcript has 2 exons. Lineage: Eukaryota; Metazoa; Chordata; Actinopteri; Characiformes; Acestrorhamphidae. Gene Ontology annotation, biological process: protein arginylation. The record is from RefSeq and is a predicted model, not a curated record. The coding region runs from base 338 to 913 and encodes 191 amino acids.
GCUUUGUUUCCAUGGAGAUGCGUCGCCUUUCGACCCUGGAGAGAUUUUUAACCUUUCUCAAAGCGGUUCAACCAAACAACUCAACAACAUUUAGACCCAGAACAGCUUCAGGACAGCAGGAGAAACAGCCACAGCCCGACCAGAGCAGCUUAAACUGCCGCUCUGUGUUAGACCAACACCCGCUGCACUAAUUUAGUGCUUUAGUGGAUGAGUGUAUUGUAUUUUAUCGCUGUUAAACUUAAACAAUGAGGUGACACCUGCUCAAAACCUGCAUUUACAUAAACCCACUGCAGGUUAGCUAAGCUAAGCUAACUUAACUUAAAUAACCUGCUACACUAUGGCGACUCUAGCCGCUCACAGUAAAGUGUCCGAGUCUGCGGUGAAUCCCUCCGCACGGAAAGCUCAGCACACUCCUCCCAAAGAGGGGAAGAAGAAAAAGAAGAGGAGCAAGGCUAAAGAGAAAAACGCGCCCAGUAGUUCUGAGGUGAAGAAAAGAGGACACCCCAGCACUCCUUCACACUCAGAUGAUUCAGAGAAGCCUCAGGCAGAAGAGUGGACCAAAACAGAGAACAGCAGUGACCCGAACAACACUAAAGGUCAUGCUAAAGAGAUGGGCAGCAGGAAGAGCCGCAAAUGCAAAAUAUCACAGCCUGCUGUGCAAGAGGACCCAGUUCCACCUAAAGAGGAAGAUAAAACAGAACUGAUGCAGGAGAGCCUGAGGUGGGAAGGGGUUCUAGAGGAUCCUGCAGCUGAAUUAGAGAGACUGGCGGUCUACAGAGCCAACCGCCGCAAACGCUACGUAGCUUUCAGACAGACACUUUUAGAAAAUAUCCACGUGGGCUUAUGUCCAAACCCAGAUGUUCAAAAAUCCGACAGAAUGCAAAAGGCUGGAACAGCAGCAAAAGUUUUGUAGAAUCCAGUGCAAUUACAGUUUAGUAGUAAUUUUUACCUAAUGCAGUAGGCCUUUUUAUCUGCCACAUAUUACUCAUUAGGUUCGAUAUGGUAUGAUUUUAAGUGUCAGUUAAACUCAGAUUAAUUAUUCUGAUUAAUUAUAAGGUCAUUAGUUCAGAUCUUGAAUUAUCUUGUCGACGAUGCAGCAGCAAUCAAUGAGUGUAGUAGGUGACCAAGCUGUGUAGGGAUGAUUCAGCAUGUGCAGAAUUUGCGCCCUGGCUUUCUUAUGAUCAGAAACUCAAGCCUAAACACAGCCAAUUUGCAUUUUCAUUUUGUGAUCACAUCAUUUUUAAAAUGUAUUGUUAAGAUUUUUUUUAGUCCACCAUUUAUCAAUAAAAAUAUAUUGAAAUGUCUGAAAAAAUGUGAAUGGUUUGAUAUUGUUCAGUCCAUUUUUACUAUAUAAGACUUCAAUUACACCCGUCACUUAAUGCAUCUUGAGAAUCUAAUAUAUAUAUAUAUAUAUAUAUAUAUAUAUA